AUGUCGUCCUACCGGCUUCCCAAUAUCCCAUCACUGCGAAGACAGCAGCUUCGGCUUGAAUUCACGAGUCUGAAAACAGCUCCUCCCCCCGGCGUCUAUGUGAAUAUCUCACCGACAGAUCCCACCUUCUGGUCUGGUGUUAUUUUUGUGCAGAAGGGCCCCUACGCAUCUGCGAUUCUGCGAUUUCAGUUCCGCUUUCCAUCGACUUAUCCGGAUUUACCGCCAUUAGUUACUUUCACGACAGAUAUAUUCCACCCCCUCAUCGUGCCGCUCACAACCUACACAUUUAGCACCAACUCUCCCGAUACAGAUACUGUAAGCGCAACGGAUGAAGAACGUCUACCACCCGGCGGCUUUAGCCUGAGGCAUGGAUUCCCACAUUGGUUUGGAAGAGCGCAGAGGAGUGCGUCGAAUUCAGCAGCAUCAUCACGGAAUGUGAGUGGUAGCGAACAGAAGUGCACGAAAACAGCACCCCUGGAACAGCCGAGUGAAGGGACAACGCCAACUCCAGAUAACAACGCGGGGGCUGGGACUUCGUCUGCGGAAGAGCAAGAUGUCUCAUCUGCGGGGCGAGUUUCGUCACAUGAUACCCAUGUGCGUAUAUCUCCGUUACCAGCCGGCUCACCGUCUACUGCCAGUGUUCAGGUGGAUGUCCCAGUUUUGACGAUUCUUAACUACAUCCGGUCGACGUUUGAUGAUGAAGCAGUAUUGGACUCCAUACCGCUGGAGGCCGCUGGGAACCCUGGAGCCUGGCAUGCCUGGCGAUCUCAUCGGGGGCUGGGAAACAGGGAAGGAGAAGAUGGCCCAGAUGGACCGGUGAAAAAGAGCAGUCUGCACGCACGCCGACCUGGAGAAUGGAACUGGGAAGGUGUUUGGGAGACGAGGGUGCAAGCUGGAAUUGAGACUAGUUACUUGGAAUCAGUCCUUUUUGGCAAUAGUACGAGGGGUGGUGCGGGCGAUGAUCUGAUUCGAUUUGUCAAGCUUGACAGUGAUACGCUUUCCAAGACGAAGGAAGAGAUUAUCUCCACCCAAAAGGGUAGCGAGAUAGAGACACCAUGAUUUGGUGGUGCUCAGCCUCGUCAAACACAGCGGGCAGAUGUUGGGGAUAAGGGGCGCCACAAUGGUGUUUUAUUCCUUGCUGCCUGCGUGCGCUCUUACCUCAUAAUACUGUAUUGCCAUGAUUAUAUACAAAACUUUCAUAUUACUCUAUCCCAAACUCUUAUUAUUUAUUCCGUGUAUGCUUGGCUGCUGACUUGGUCCUUUGCUUGACUUUGUCAUGGUGCAGCAUCGUUCCUUCUGCAUGACGCUGAUGUUUCUUUUGCUGUGUUUGUCCCUCUGCGUAAACACGGCUUUACUUCUCUCCGUUUAGCCAGAUUAUAUCAACAUCUCGUCUUAUCUUAUAUUCCCAUCGCUGGCCAUUCCAUGCUGUUUGUAUUUGGCAAUCACGCUCGAAUUCUAUAUAUCAUCCGUUC
Molecule: messenger RNA, 1472 nt
Organism: Histoplasma capsulatum G186AR
Lineage: Eukaryota; Fungi; Ascomycota; Eurotiomycetes; Onygenales; Ajellomycetaceae
Exons: 4
Coding region: 1-1059 (352 amino acids)
Source: RefSeq, a predicted model, not a curated record